This is a messenger RNA of Ascoidea rubescens DSM 1968, 843 nucleotides long. It is a transcript of the gene MAG1, whose product is annotated as DNA-3-methyladenine glycosylase II. The transcript has a single exon. Gene Ontology annotation, biological process: base-excision repair; DNA alkylation repair; base-excision repair, AP site formation. The record is from RefSeq and is a predicted model, not a curated record. Gene Ontology annotation, molecular function: DNA-7-methylguanine glycosylase activity; DNA-3-methyladenine glycosylase activity; alkylated DNA binding. The annotation marks the transcript as partial. Gene Ontology annotation, cellular component: protein-DNA complex; nucleus. Lineage: Eukaryota; Fungi; Ascomycota; Saccharomycetes; Ascoideales; Ascoideaceae.
CUUCCGGAUUCUUUUUUGCAACCCCAUGAUACAUCAUUUGUCACUGGUCUUGAUUUCAUUUUAUCAAAGGACCCCUUGUUAUACAAUGUCAUUGCCCACAAUAGAUUUGAUUUGUUUUUCAAAGAAAAUCUAGAAUUCCAUAAUAAACCUGAUAAUGAAAGAUUACAGUAUUAUUAUGAAAAUUUAGCAAGCAGCAUAAUUUCUCAACAGGUUUCCGGCGCUGCUGCACAAUCAAUAAAGACUAAAAUCUGUCAUAAAGUGCAUCAAUUUCAUAAUCACGAUAACAUUAAUAUUAAUACUAAUGGUAAUAUUAUUAUACAAUUUCCUUUUCCAAAUGAAAUCUCUGUUUUAUCUGAUGAAUUUUUAAGAGAAUGCGGUUUAUCUUAUCGAAAGGCUCAAUAUAUCAAAUGCUUAUCCAAUUCAUUCCUAGACAAUUCUUUAUCUCUCGAUUUAUUCGAAAAUUCAGAUGACCAAUUAAUCAUCGAAAGAUUGACUCGAGUUAAGGGUCUAGGAAUUUGGUCUGCAAAAAUGUUCUUGACUUUUGGUCUAAAAAAACUAGAUAUAUUCGCUGAAGAUGAUUUAGGUGUAGCUAGAGGUUUACUGAAAUAUAUAUUUUAUAGACCUGACUUACUAUCUCAAUCAAAAACUUUAGUUAACGAAAACUACAAAACACAAAAUAAAAAAAUAAAAAAAUCAAAAUGGGGCAAUAAAAAAAGAGAUUGGUUACCGAUUGAAGAAAUUUAUAUGGACCAAAUAGCCAAACAAUUCUCCCCAUAUAGAACAAUCUUUAUGCUAUUAAUGUGGAGAUUGUCCAGUACAAAAAUUGAAGCUUUAGAAAAAUAA